CAUAUGGAUUCUCGAAGAGUGAAGACACUUGAUCAAACCCAGUGCAGACACAUGGCUGCAGCCAACAAAAGAAAUUACCAGAACAUGCACCCCGCCACCUGUAUCUAUUGAGAGCCCUUCAACUUCACUAUAUCUACCACUUCUAAAAUCAUAUACGUACACUCCUGAAAUCUCCAUAGGAUCAUAAAACCGACGUUAGAGGAGAUAUCGGUCAGCUGGAGUUCGGUCAUCGUUCGGAAAAAUUGCGGAAGUAUGAGUCAGGAGCAGCCAACCCACCAGCAUCAGGAGCCCAUCAAGUACAGGGAUAUAUUCAACGUGACUGGGGGGCUGACGGCCAAGCCAAUCGCGCCUCAAGAUGCUGCCGCUGCCCGGGCAGCCGAGACCAGGGUGAUGGGGCAGGUCCAGAGGGGCGGAGUAGCAGCUGUCAUGCAGUCGGCGGCGGAUUCGAACGUAAAGGCUGGCCUCCUUAAUCCGGACGACAGCAGAGAGGAGGGUGUGUCCAUAUCGGAGUUCAAUGUUGAUGGAAAACGUGUUUUCGUUGAGACUGUCGGUGGACAGGUUUUGGGACAAUAUGUGGAACCUCCCUCAGUAAAGACAGCGCCUCCAGAAAAAGUGCUUGCUCAGGGUGCCAAAACUAUUGGGCAAGCGCUGGAAUCGGCUGCUUGCUCUGCUGGGGACAAACCAGUAGAUCAGAGUGACGCAGCUGCCAUACAAGCGGCUGAGGGAAGAGCCAUCAGCCGCAUCGAGACAGUCCCGGGGACCCUUACUGCCGCAGCCCAGGCAGCUGCUGCUCACAAUUCACGCAUACUUCCGUACGAACAAAAGACUAAGCUGUCUGCUGUUUUGAAGGGCGCAACAGGUAAGUUACUAGUCGACAAACCGGUGACAGCCGAGGAUGCAGAAGCGGUGAUAGGGGCAGAGUUGAGGAAUAAACCAACGAUGACCACAACACCUGGUGGAGUGGCCGAGUCUAUAGCAGAGGCUGCGAGGCAGAACCAAAGCAAGGUAUCAUCAUUCGCAUGCAACCCGUCUGAAUGAAAAUUAACGGAGCAGUAGUCAUGUUGGCCAGUUCACGAUAAGGGAUUCCAGUAGUACGUAUGACUCAUAGAGGCAUGAACAUCUGUGAUAGUUACAUGAGCUGUGGCCUAUGUAUCCGAUAUAGUUACCGAUAUGAAAUGUGACUUAUGUACGUCUAUAUCGUUGCAAAUUACAUGGAGUGGGAGAUUUGGAGACAGAAUGACAGGAUAAGUUAUCCAAUUAAUA
Messenger RNA from Punica granatum (pomegranate), 1263 nucleotides. Lineage: Eukaryota; Viridiplantae; Streptophyta; Magnoliopsida; Myrtales; Lythraceae. The record is from RefSeq and is a predicted model, not a curated record.